AUGACCUGUGCAAAUGGCGUCGCACCCAUUCUUUUCCCAAUCACCAACGUCACAAUCUCCAGCAACGGCUACACCCAAACACGGGGCAUCCAGACCGGUAUAGGGACACCGAGUCAGAUAUUCGCCCUGUGGCCGGCAACGAGUGUCAACAAUGUGCUCAUUUCAAAUUCUGCGGGCUGCGGACCUUCGACCAACUACUCCUGCUAUGGGUCAACUGGCGGCUCCUUUGAUACUUCGAAGUCGGGCACCUACGACAUGAUGACACUCGCGCAAUGGAACGGCAGUAAAUCAGAGGUCGAGGAAGAUGCAGAUCUCUCAUUCCUUUACUUCCAGGACGAGAUACGCUUGUCGGACAACAGCCUGCUUCCUGGCUUUCCAAUGGCUAUGACCUCGCCCACAGAUGCUACACAAGGUACACUGCCACUAGCAGCGGACUCGACAUUCCUGCAAACACUAGCCGAACAAAACCUCGCACCUUCACGAGCCUGGGGCUACUGGGCCGGAAGCCGGUCAGUACUGGCACCACAAGACGGCCUUUUGGUCAUUGGCGGCUACGAUCACAAUCGAAUCGCUACGGGCGCGACAUUGAGAAACUUUACUUCCAACCCUCAAUACGCAGGGUACAUGACCAUCCAUGUGACCAAUAUGACAUAUGACAGCGGCCAGGGGCCUAUCAGUCUAUUCAACUCGUCAUCCCAAGCCUUCGACAGCAUCCUGAACACCGCAUCCACAGACACUCUCCUGCCCGAGGACAUUUUGAACACGUUCGGCAAUGUCACUGGCGCAGGUAAAGACCCCGGAACGGAAGUCCUGUCCUGGUCUGCUUCGGACGGCCCGACUGGCAACGUCACCGUGACACUGGACGACGGCGCAGACGGCUACCAAUUUACCAUCCCUUGGUACGAACUCUUCCUACCAGACCGCAAAUACGACGACAAAGGGUCCUACGUCUACAACAAUGACAGCUUCGUGUUUACAUCAUUUGCCAGCGCCGACGUCGUCAGCGGUGGUAUCUCGUGGUUUGGCAACGUCCUGUUCCAGGCCAAUUACCUCGUCAACCUCGGCGACAGCAGCUUCCAACUGGCCCCAGCGAACACGUCCAACGUUUAUGCGAUCAAUUACCCCGAAGGCGUGGAAAUCAAAGCAAUUUGCAACGAAACACAGCUAGCCGCGAUAGGUAGCUCGAUCACGAACGGCACAAGCUCGCCGAUCAGCGGAGGUGUUAUUGCGGGCAUUGUCGUGGGGUGUAUAGCCGCGGUGGCCAUCGUUGCUGGGGGAGUAUGUUCCUGGCUGUGGCGACGCAGACGGCAGAGGCAGCGUACGAACCCAGCCAUGGCAACGAACACGCUCGAGAGAGACCCGUCGGGCAAGGCAGAACUAGAUUCAACGGCUGCUAUUGUUACACCUGCGGCCAGAGCAGAGUUGGCUCAAGAGGAGCCGGCGGAGGUCGAAUUGCCGGCAGGGACGAAACCUGUGGAACUUGGGCACGCGCACGCACACCACGAUACAACUACGGUAAGCACACUUCCUGUCUACUCGAGACAAGAAAUGGAGCCGGUGGAGAUGCCUGCCAAGCCUUUCGUGUGAUCCUCCAGGUCAUGGGCAAGGGCGCUCGAUAUCCUGAGUUUGUUGAAGGUCGAAGGAUGGGGUUUUGGUGUGCGUGCUCCUGUACGGGGAUAAUCGUGUCGUGUUCUGAUGUAUACCUAGCGGAAAGCGUUGUUU
Exophiala xenobiotica is the source of this 1722-nucleotide messenger RNA. RefSeq lists its product as uncharacterized. The coding region runs from base 1 to 1587 and encodes 528 amino acids. Lineage: Eukaryota; Fungi; Ascomycota; Eurotiomycetes; Chaetothyriales; Herpotrichiellaceae. The transcript is spliced from 2 exons. The record is from RefSeq and is a predicted model, not a curated record.